Molecule: messenger RNA, 4199 nt
Organism: Equus caballus (horse)
Lineage: Eukaryota; Metazoa; Chordata; Mammalia; Perissodactyla; Equidae
Source: RefSeq, a predicted model, not a curated record
GCCUUAUUCAUAAAGCCAAAAAGUAGACACAACCCACAUGUCCAUCAGCUGAUGAGUGGAUAGGCAAAAUGUGGUAAUCCAUACAGUAGAAUAUUAUUCAGCCAUAAAAAGGAAUGUAGUACUGAUUCAUGCUACAACAUUGAUGAACCUUGAAAACAUGCUCAGUGAAAAGAAACCAGUCCACAAGAGGCAACAUACUAUAUGAUUCCAUUCAUAUGAAAUGUCUAGAAUUGGUUAAUCUAUAGAAACAGAGAGUAGAUUAGUGGUUAUCAGGGGCUGAGAGAGGAGGGGAGAAUGUGGAGUGACUGCUAAUUGUUAUAGGGUUAUUUUAGGGGAUAAUGAAAAUGUUCUGGAAUUAGAUCAUGGUGAUGAUCAAAAUUUGGGUUUCUUUGCCAUAAAAAAUAAUGCAGGAGUAUUUUAAAAUAUUAGAGUUUGCAUAUCACUGUUCAAAUGGAGGAAUUAAAAAGCUGGAACUGGCAAGUCCUCUGGAAGACUAAUGGACAAAGUUUGGUCAUUAAGAGGAAAAUUAAACUAGAUAUAGAAAUCAAUAUUGUGUGAGUCUGAGAUGUAUGCUACCUUAGGUAUUUUUCAAGAAACAUUAUCUUAACAAUAUCCUAACAAUAGGGUAACUAAAACUGAGAUCUUAAAACAUAGUUCUUAUAUCAGAGUACGGGGCAAUGGCGCCACUGCCUCACACAGCUCCAGGGGAUAUUUGUUAUUUUUAUGGGAUCUUAGGUGAAUGGUAACCACUGCAGUCCAGAGAACGCCUCGGCUUACUGGUUAAAAUAAUGAAGGACUUUUUAAAAUUAUUGCGAUUUUCAGAAGUUGGGAUCCUUUGGAUAGAAUGGAGUUUCAAUUCAACAUUUGUUGAGGUUCUGCCAUGUGAAAAGUACUGAAAUAAGGUACUUGGGAGGUGAGGACAGAAAAAUAAAUGAACCGUGAUUCUCAUCCACAAGAAAAUUAGAAAGUGGGGAAAGAGAGACAUAAACAAUGAAGGGAAAUACCAGGUAAGCUCCAUGAGCAUGGGCUUCUUGGAGAUAGUGGCAGCUACGGGGAAACUCGAAGGACAUAAAGGAUUUUACAGAGGUUGAAAAUAGGGGUGUAGAAUUGCACACAUGGGUUGGAGUCAAUGAAAGAAGCUCCAAUAACAUGAAUAACAUGCUUUAUAAGUUUGAGAUCAAUGGGGAUUUGAUGAGGAGUGAUAUUACAUGAUGUGAAAUGACAACUGAGAGCAAAGUAGUUAUCCUUUGCUUCUGUCCUUGGAAGAAUUUGUCCAUACCACUAUUAUUGUACCUGUUAAGGUAUAUUCUAAUUCAUUUGUUUUCAAAUUGGUCUCCCUUGUGAGCUGAGAACAUUUUGAGAGCUUUUCAUCUUCUUAGGAUCCCCAGAGCAAUGCCUGGAACAUAGAAGACACUAAAGUCUUGCUGAUCAAAUGAAUAGUGGCUCAGAGAGGGGCUAGUCUCUGAUCGGAGGCAAGACCACCAAGUAGGAGGUCUUGUAACAAAAAGUGCAUGAGAUGGACAAUGAGGCCCUGAGACAAGACAGAGGCAGCAGGCAUAGGGAGAAAGGGGUAGAUAUGAGAGACAUAUUAGCGGAAAAAUUAACAGAUUUAGUGACUUGAGGGGGAGGAUAAAAAAAAGGUGAAUCAAAAAAUGACUCUGACCUAAUUAACAUGUUUUUACAAAAAUAUAAAUGAAUUUUAAAGUUUCCAGUUUUAAAACAUUUGAUCUUGUUAUUAAAAUGUAUUUUCUAAAUGGAUCUUUCAUAGAAUAUUUAACCCAUUAUUUUAAGUAAAUUAAUUUAUGGUUAAAUUACUAGGUCUGAAAUAGGAUCUGAUUUGCAAUACGCAGACUGAGGGAUGAAGCAAAUCACAUAUUUUGAUAAUAAGUAGAAAUCCACAAUGAAUGUCUGGAGGGGAGGAGUGGACAUGCUCACAAAAUGCUAUGACAGAAUAGCACCUUUACAACUGCUAACACAAGGAGUCAAAGUUUCACUUGUGUGAAAAGUAAGAAGGGGGAAAAUGUCUGACUGACCCUAGAGUUUAGCACAAGUUUAAAAAAUUGAAAGCAUUUUAUUAUCAACUAGUGACAGUGAGUCCUCUUAACUUAUCACGCCUUUUCUCUAGGGAGAAUUUGUUAAAUUUAUUAUAUCACUAAUGGUUGUAUUCCAUUCUUAGAAGUUUUAGGUUAAUGAUGCCGUAAUUGUUUUUUUUAAGGAUUCCAUCCUCACUACUUCAGACUGCAAAACUGAUUCUCUUAAGAAUUUUGUCAGAAUGUUCUAAAAAGCCCAACUUCAGACUAUAAGCCAUUUACCAUUUCCAUUUCCUCUAUAGUAGGAAGGCUGUAAUUAUCCUAUUAGAAUUGCUUGAGGGUCAAGACUAUAGAGCAGCUUUUAAUAUGCAUAUUUUGGGGGAAAUGGAGCAAUUUUUUAAAAAGAAGAUUGGUCUGUGCUGGAAAUGGAAUAAAAAGCACUCUAAAUGAUGAAGUCACUGCAACCCUGCAGACUUAUGGGGCUGGCCAAGAAGUGUUCACUGAAUUCUGAAGACGACUCUUCACCCUGGGAAGUUUCAUCUGGCUUCCAAACUCUAAGAAAUCUUCAAAACAAACUUUUCAUAAAAGAAACUUCAUUGCAAGAGUUGAAGAGUGAACUAGAAAGUUAUAAAGAAAAUAAUGUGCAACAGUCAUUCCAGAUAAUGUCCCUGAAAGAUGAUAUCAAGGACCUACAUGAACUUAUUGCUUCUCUAACCAGAAUUAAAUCUUUGAAAAACACCAAUAUUCAGAAUCUUGAAAGAGGCAACUGGGAUCUAAUUGAAAGAAUUUUAGAACUAGAAAACCAUCUAAGAGUACAUCUGGUUGAAAGAGAAAAGGCAGAGCGAAAAGCAGACCUUUUGGAGAAAAAGUUAGCAAAUGCUAACAGAUUCACCCCUUGUAUGAACAUAAAAGGACAAGGAAAUUCCUUGGAUAGUUUCACGAUGAAGGAUAAGGGUGAAGCUAUCCUGGCCAAGAAUUUUGAGAGAGACAACAUUUCUCACUCUGAAGGACCAAAAGAUGGACAGAAAAAUUGGGAUAAAUGUGAACAUGAUUUGAUCCAUAAGGAAAAACAAAAGUAUGAGUUAGACCGACAUCCAUAUUUAUUCAGCUGGGAAAGUAAAACUGUGCAAUCCCACUAUCAGAAAUUCCUCAGUCAGCUCGCUACUCUUCUGAGCAACAGUGUCGUCCCCAUACCAGCCGCGGAGGAAGCUGUGAAACAGAGGAUUCAGGAAAUUGGUGCCAAUGAGCAAUCUUGGAAGUCUAGAACUGAGGGCCUUCAGCAGGAAAUUCAGAUGCUCACUAAGUGGCUGGAGCACCUGCAUCAGCAUGGUAAAGCCGCUGCCCAAGAAUCCCCCCACACUGAGGAAAAGCGUAGGGAACAAAAAAGACCCUUGAAAUACCUGGAAGGAAAAAUUGAUCUUAAUGACUUUUUUCAAGGGAGAUUUGACUUGGACAGGAAUAAAGAAAACUCCAGGAACAAGUAUUCCCAGACAGAUGAACAUGGCAAGAUGGUCAAAGAGCUAGAGAAAGACAAGCAACAAACAUUACUGAAUAUUCAGCAGAAUUUGCAGAUUGCUACAACUCAAAGAUUAGAGGAGAAAAUUCAGAAACUUCAGAAACAGCUCAGUGAUUUGAAGUUGUCAAAUAAAAAUAUGAAAACUCAACUGACAAGAGUAAAUGUCUUUAAGGACAAAACAAUUGAAAAGCUCAGGCAAUCUUUAACAAAAGCUGAAGCAAUGAAAAGGAAGGCAGUUAGGAAAACAGACAACUUGAAAACGACAUCAGACUCUGCUGAGCAAGAGGCAAGAUGGGACAAGGAGCGGGCCCAUCAGACGUUAAAUUCUGCCCCUCCUGAAGUCUGCACGGCGAAGAGCACACUUGAAGAAGUAUCAGGACAGCAACAAGAGUUUGUUGACUUUCGAGAAACUAUUAUGAAGAUGUUGGGAUUUAACAUGAAAACAUCAGACAAGACAAUCAUCAAUCACCUAAGGCUUAUUGUACAAGUUUAUGAAGCAUCUAACAAAUCAAAGCCUGCUUCUAAUUGUGAGACUGGACAGGAUAAUGAAUAAAAAAGUUCUGCCUUUUCAUUGCUGCCGAGAAGAUACGGACAUUUCCUCCAGCAUCUUGAAUAUGGCUAUGCUAUGAAUAAAAUGCAUUCAAAGAAUUUCA